UUAAUUCUAAUUAUUUACCUGAAUUGCCACCGCGUACCGCUUCGUUUCUUUUUUUCGUUGACCGUGUGACCGCUUCGUAUCCUGCGCGGGAGUCGCGAGAUCCCCUUUCCCCUCCACUUUCUCUUCUUCCACCGAGAAGAUCGGCAGGCGAGGGGGCUGUGCGACGGCAUCGGCCUAGGCGAGCAGAGGGCGUCCGGUGCGCGGCAGCAGCGAACUCGGGGGCAUGCUGCGUGCGGCGGCGAGGUCCAUAGCCCAUUCCGACGGAGAUGGAUCCUGCAGAUGGUGAGGACUCCCUCUCGAAAGCAUUUCGAUACCGUGAUGAUGUGGUGAAUAAGCGAUCCCAAUCAGGAGGCAACCAUGGCGUCUCUGGCCUACAUGGCUCCGGCAGCUUCUCUGAUGGAUUUUGGGGCGACGGCGUCGGCGAAGAUGGACAUAUAGGCGAUCUUCAUGGCUCACCCGGCGUCCACGGCCACCAUGUCUCGCCUGCCCCCCAUGGCGCCGGCAGUUCUGGCGGAUCACCCGUCUUCCAUGGAGCCGGUGCCGGGCACCGCGACGCCACUGUGUUCCAAGCGGUGGCAGAUGUGUCUCCCCCUGGCAGAGGCCGUGGACGGCGUGGCGGGCAUGGUGGUGGACCUGGACGUGGUAAGAGAUCGGCCACACAACCUUCCGCACGUGGUGGCCGAGGAAACAAGGUGCCAUACAAGCCACCAAGGCCAUCCAGCAGUGCAACUGUUGUCGGCGACGCCGAGGGAGCAGCUGGUGUAGACAAUGACUUCACAGAAGAAACAAUGGACAGUGCGCCUCAUGGAAUGAAGGAGGAGCUUGAUAAAGCAGAUUGGUCUAGCACACACAAUAGGAUAUUUUGUGAACUAUGCGUACAACAAAUUGAAGACGGCAAUAGGCCUAUCGGGAUAAUGACUACUAGAUGGUACCAGAUCAUAGCCAAAAAGUACUUCCAAAAGACAGGGCUAAGACACAAUAAGACACAACUGAAGAACCGGUGGGAUGUGCUGAAAUCCAUGUACAGCUUUUGGCUUGGUCUCCUUAACGACACAGGGCUUGGAUGGGAUCAUGCAAAAGGAACAGUUGCUGCACCUGUUGAGUACUGGAAAAAAGUCACCAAGGGACAUUCUGAAUGGAAGAAGCUACAACAUGGACCACCAGAAUGUUUAGAAUUGCUGGAUGAAAUGUUUGGUACUAUUGCUGUUGAUGGUUCUUCUGCUUGUGCACCUGGAGAAAAUGCUGGAGGGGAUGAUGCAAGUGGUGAUGUACAGGACCUUGGCGACACACCAGUAGAUUGCUCAUUGGGUAAAAAACCAGUGAAGCGAGGGUCUUCCAGCACCGCCACUAGUCCAUACAAGAAGGUUAAGAACCCCAUGGUUAGGAUAAUGAGGAAUAUUCAAACCACUAUGGAUACCAAUUGUGAUAUUGCCAACAAGGUGAUGCAAGGUGAAUUUAGGUUCAAUUCCAUUAAGGAGGUGAUGGAUUUGGUGGUGGAUUGCGGGGCAGCAGAAGGAAGUGCGGAGCAUUUCAUGGCUACAAGAUUAUUUGUGAAAGCUGAACAUCGUGAUAUGUUCAAGACUCUUACCACCAAGGUGGGAAGGCUCUCUUGGUUGCAGAGAUGGUGCGAGAAGGAAGGGCAGCAGUAG
This is a messenger RNA of Oryza sativa Japonica Group (Japanese rice), 1649 nucleotides long. RefSeq names its product L10-interacting MYB domain-containing protein-like. Lineage: Eukaryota; Viridiplantae; Streptophyta; Magnoliopsida; Poales; Poaceae. The record is from RefSeq and is a predicted model, not a curated record.